Messenger RNA from Pseudopipra pipra, 1984 nucleotides. It is a transcript of the gene RBBP7, whose product is annotated as RB binding protein 7, chromatin remodeling factor. Lineage: Eukaryota; Metazoa; Chordata; Aves; Passeriformes; Pipridae. The transcript is spliced from 12 exons. Gene Ontology annotation, cellular component: NuRD complex; ESC/E(Z) complex; nucleus. The record is from RefSeq and is a predicted model, not a curated record. Gene Ontology annotation, biological process: regulation of DNA-templated transcription; chromatin remodeling. Bases 136 to 1410 code for a protein of 424 amino acids. Gene Ontology annotation, molecular function: histone binding; nucleosome binding.
GGUUCCUCAGCUCCCGCCCCCUCUACUCUGCUCCUUCCCUUCCCGCCUCCUCCGCUCCCUCGCCGCCCGCCUCCUCAGCUCCCUUCCCGCCCGCGUCCUCCUGCGCUGAGCUGGCGGCGCUGGGUCUCACCCGACAUGGCGUGCAAGGACGUGCUGGAGGACACGGUCGAGGAGCGCGUAAUCAGCGAGGAGUACAAGAUCUGGAAGAAAAACACCCCCUUCUUGUACGACCUGGUGAUGACACACGCCCUGGAGUGGCCCAGCCUCACGGUGCAGUGGUUGCCUGAUGUGACCAGGCCAGAAGGAAAGGAUUAUGCUCUACACUGGCUGGUUUUGGGAACGCACACGUCUGAUGAACAGAACCACCUGGUUGUUGCCAGAGUCCAGAUUCCCAACGAUGAUCAGUUUGAUGCUCUGCAGUAUGGCAGUGAGAAAGGAGAGUUUGGUGGCUUUGGAUCUGUGACUGGCAAAAUCGAAAUGGAGAUUAAAAUUAACCAUGAAGGUGAAGUGAACCGUGCUCGUUACAUGCCGCAGAAUCCCUGCAUAAUUGCGACAAAAACACCGUCUGCUGAUGUGUUGGUAUUUGACUACACUAAACAUCCAUCAAAACCAGACCCAAGUGGAGAGUGUAAUCCUGACCUUAGAUUAAGAGGGCACCAGAAGGAAGGCUAUGGUUUAUCAUGGAACUCAAAUUUGAGUGGGCAUCUUCUCAGUGCAUCAGAUGAUCAUACAGUGUGUUUAUGGGAUAUAAGUGCUGGACCAAAAGAAGGCAAGAUUGUGGAUGCAAAAACCAUCUUUACUGGGCACUCUGCAGUAGUAGAAGAUGUGGCAUGGCAUCUGCUUCAUGAAUCUCUGUUUGGAUCUGUAGCGGAUGAUCAGAAGCUUAUGAUUUGGGACACAAGAUCUAAUGCCACAUCCAAGCCAAGUCAUUCCAUAGAUGCUCAUACAGCUGAGGUCAACUGUCUGUCCUUCAAUCCUUACAGCGAGUUCAUUCUGGCAACUGGUUCUGCUGACAAGACGGUGGCUCUAUGGGAUCUUCGAAACUUGAAGUUGAAACUCCAUUCUUUUGAGUCUCAUAAAGAUGAGAUUUUUCAGGUUCACUGGUCUCCUCAUAAUGAAACAAUUCUUGCUUCAAGUGGUACUGAUCGUCGGCUUAAUGUAUGGGAUCUAAGUAAAAUUGGAGAAGAGCAGUCUGCAGAGGAUGCAGAAGAUGGGCCUCCUGAGCUGCUGUUUAUUCAUGGAGGACACACUGCCAAAAUUUCAGACUUCAGUUGGAAUCCUAAUGAGCCUUGGGUAAUCUGUUCUGUAUCAGAGGACAACAUAAUGCAGAUAUGGCAAAUGGCAGAGAACAUUUACAAUGACGAAGACCCAGAUAUAGCAGCAGCUGAACUGGAGGGUCAAGGAAUAUAACUUUUCUUUCUCAAGGAGCUACUGGGAGUGACAUGAUAAUAUAAUUCAACUACUGUAUACGUAAAACAAAGCCCCUAAGAAAAAACAAAGUAAAACAAAAUAAACAAGCACUGGGCAGAAGCUGUACAUCAAAGCAAGAAUAUUCUUAAUUGGGUAAAAAAAGCUUGUAUAGUAAAAUUUUUGUGGGAUACCCUUGGUUAUUUGCGCACUUUGAGCUGUUGUAUACUGUACAGCAAAUAGCUUUAGAGAAAGUAAGAAUGACUUAAUAACUAUGUCUAUAUUUUUAAACAAACUUAGUUGGUUCCUGUAAAUAAGACAGUCAAAUCCUCACUCUUCACACAAAGUGUACCCCCCCCUUUUUAUUAAUAUGUAAAAAGAGCUUUUUGCUUUUACACACCACUUUUGGAUUGGCUUUGCAUAAAUAAAAUUUAUUAAAAAAAAUUUGAUGUGUUUAAUGUGCACUGACAUAAGGUGAACACCUUUGUGCCUGAAUAUAAUUUAUCUGCUGCAUGGUGAUAAAGGUAUGUGUUUUUCUAGUUUAUAACUUACCCUACAAUUAAAUGUCUGGAAUGAU